This is a messenger RNA of Dromaius novaehollandiae (emu), 5195 nucleotides long. RefSeq names its product glutaminase (gene GLS). Gene Ontology annotation, molecular function: protein binding; glutaminase activity. Gene Ontology annotation, biological process: L-glutamine catabolic process. The record is from RefSeq and is a predicted model, not a curated record. NCBI's taxonomy places the organism in Eukaryota, Metazoa, Chordata, Aves, Casuariiformes, Dromaiidae.
AGGCGCGCGCCGCCAAUGAGUGGGCCGCGGGGGCGGGCGCGGCGGGGCGCGAGCGGCGCCGCAGGCCGGCGGCUGGGGCACUCGGCGGGGAAGUGGCGCAGCAUGAUGCGGCUGUGGCGCUCGGCGCUGCUGCGGGAGCUGCUGCGGCUCAGCCAGCCGGGGGGCCCCGCCGCCGGCCCCGGGCGCCUCCCGCCGCCGCUGGCCGCCUUCGGCGCCAGCCCGCCCGCCUCCCGCCGCGGCCCGCGGCUGCCGGCCGCGCGGGGCUUGUGCACCCGCUCGGAGGGGGCCCUGGAGGAGCCGGGCAAGGCGGCGCAGCAGCCGCCCGCGCCCCCCGGCGAGCCCCCGGCCGGCGGCGGCGCCAACAACAACCACGGCGGCGGCGGCAAGGAGCUGGCCGGAGGCGGCGGGGGGGAGAACAAGGUGAAGCAAGGUCUCCUGCCUAGCUUGGAAGAUCUUCUCUUCUAUACUAUUGCGGAAGGGCAAGAAAAAAUACCAGUUCAUAAAUUCAUUACUGCACUCAAAUCUACAGGAUUACGUACAUCUGAUCCCAGGUUGAAAGAGUGCAUGGAUAUGUUAAGACUGACCCUUCAAACAACUUCAGAUGGUGUUAUGCUGGACAAAGACCUUUUUAAAAAGUGUGUACAAAGUAAUAUCGUAUUGCUCACUCAAGCUUUCAGGCGGAAGUUUGUCAUUCCAGAUUUUAUGUCGUUUACUUCGCAUAUUGAUGAGCUAUAUGAAAGUGCUAAAAAACAAUCAGGAGGAAAGGUUGCUGACUAUAUUCCACAACUGGCCAAGUUCAGCCCUGAUUUGUGGGGCGUGUCACUUUGCACAGUGGAUGGGCAGAGGCAUUCUGUUGGAGAUACCAAAGUUCCAUUUUGUCUUCAGUCCUGUGUGAAGCCUUUGAAAUAUGCUAUUGCUGUUAAUGAUCUUGGCACAGAAUAUGUGCACAGAUACGUUGGUAAAGAGCCUAGUGGAUUAAGAUUCAACAAAUUGUUCCUGAAUGAAGAUGACAGGCCUCAUAACCCUAUGGUGAAUGCUGGAGCAAUUGUGAUCACAUCCUUAAUCAAGCAAGGAGCAAAUAAUGCAGAAAAAUUUGACUAUGUGAUGCAAUUCAUGAAUAAAAUGGCGGGUAAUGAAUAUGUUGGAUUCAGUAAUGCUACUUUCCAGUCUGAAAGAGAGAGCGGAGAUAGAAACUUUGCGAUAGGCUACUACUUGAAAGAAAAAAAGUGUUUUCCAGAAGGCACAGAUAUGGUUGCUAUACUAGACUUCUAUUUCCAGCUUUGCUCAAUAGAAGUAACGUGUGAAUCAGCAAGCGUGAUGGCAGCAACUCUGGCUAAUGGUGGCUUUUGCCCAAUCACUGGUGAAAGAGUUCUGAGUCCUGAAGCAGUGCGCAAUACCCUGAGUUUAAUGCAUUCCUGUGGCAUGUACGACUUCUCAGGGCAGUUUGCCUUCCAUGUUGGUCUUCCUGCAAAAUCUGGAGUUGCUGGUGGGAUUCUUCUGGUUGUUCCUAAUGUUAUGGGCUUGAUGUGCUGGUCACCUCCUUUGGACAAGAUGGGCAACAGUGUUAAAGGGAUUCACUUUUGCCACGAUCUGGUUUCUCUGUGCAAUUUCCAUAACUAUGAUAAUUUGAGACACUUUGCGAAGAAGCUUGAUCCUCGCAGAGAAGGUGGUGAUCAGCGGGUAAAGUCUGUGAUAAAUCUGCUGUUUGCUGCCUACACGGGGGAUGUGUCUGCGCUCCGGAGAUUUGCUCUAUCAGGAAUGGAUAUGGAACAAAGAGAUUAUGAUUCACGAACAGCAUUGCAUGUGGCAGCUGCGGAAGGACAUGUGGAUGUUGUUAAAUUUUUAUUGGAAGCAUGCAAAGUGAAUCCUUUUCCCAAAGACCGAUGGAAUAACACUCCUAUGGAUGAAGCUUUACAUUUUGGACACCAUGAUGUAUUUAAAAUUCUUCAAGAAUAUCAGGUCCAAUACACACCAUCAGAAGACUCCAACAAUGGAAAGGAGAACCGAACGGUUCAUAAAAAUCUAGAUGGCUUACUAUAAUCAUCCUCAGCUAGAUCCUAAGAAUCAAAUCACUUACCUAUUUAAUUGUGGUAUACAUAAGUAAUGAAGAGCGUGUGUGUUUCUAUCUGAUAGUGGUAUAUAUUUUACAGAAGUGUCUGUUACUUCAGUGUUAUGUUACAGGAGUUUCUAUACGCACAGGACAAAUCCAAUCUCUCAAAAGACAGAACCAAGUAAGAAUCUCCCUCCAUAAUGUGAGCAAUAUUACCUCAUGCUGCAUACAAUUGAUGUAUAAAAAUAUUUAGCUGUUGUUGGCUUUACUGUGCACUACUUAAUUUAUUUUUGUGUUCUGUGUGAACUCUAGUCUGUGGUCACAAAUUUUCGGCUGAAUUCUUGUUUCUAGAGCCCUGUGUUUCCAGUAUGGCCAAGCUGAGCCGGAGUACUGUCAGGUCUAAGUGUCAGUGAGGUUUUUUGAGAGCUGAGGGUGCUGAUGUAGAUGUAGGCUGGGUGUGUUAAGGAAGGAUCUGCACUCAGCUUUAUAAAAAGAAUUUCCACACAACCUUGUUUACAUAAUAUAAAUAUCAAAAGAAUAUAUUGGCGACAGUUGUCAAUGGUCUAGGCUUGUCCUUAGAGAGUCUUGUCAGGGAAUCUGUUUUAAGGUUUGUUUGACCAAAUGGCACAGAGGAGUGUGACUUGUAACAUCUAACAGUGUCUAGUGUUCUUUUGAGGUGUUUUUUUCCAGAUCCCUUUGUCUAGUUUCCCUCCCCUCUCCAUGUUCAGCUGCUAAUGUACUUCCUCCUCGACUGGGGAAAGCGGGUGCUUCCACUCUAUGCAGUUGUGUUCCUUGCAGUACGUUUGCACUACAGCAAGCCUUGACAAGCUGCAAAAACCCCAUUUUGGGCUUAGCUUUGUUCUUGGCAGUUACACCAGGAACCAGUGAGGGGAAUGUAAGUAUGUGAAAGGCAAGGUACUAAACCAAAUAUUAUAUGUAGAUCUGAUUUAAUUUAGGCUUGUAAUAAGGAACACGGAUGGAGUGAAACAGCUUUAAGGAGCAUAGAGCCAAUCAAAGCAUGAGCAGAGCAGGAGAUAAGCCAAAUUUUGGGUAUGCUCUCAUGUGCUAGGAUCAACCAAGGAGCAGGAUAUUUAUAUUGGUGGAAUUACACUGGUGUAAAACAGGAGCAGCAGUUCAGCAAUAGGAGCGUAAUUCAGUGAUUCCUUUAGUGGUGAACUGUGGCCACUAGCGCCAGCGUGGCAUGUGCUACAUCAUGGGAAAUACAGUUGCAGAUACUUGCUGUUUGCAGAACUACUAUGUUAUGCCAGUUCCCUAUCCCAUGUGCAAUUGUUUUUACCAAUAAAGUGGCACAAAACCUCAAAAGUGAGCAUGUAAACUUGAGACUUUGACAUUCACAAAACACGACAGUUGUUGGACACAGAUUUUAGGCAUGAAUCAUGCAGCACAUGGAAAAGGAGAUUACACUUGAGAAUUGAAUAUAUGGCUAUUUUUAUCCUAACACACAAUGUACAAGUCAUUAAUAGAUUUUGCAGUUCAGAUUCUCUGUGUUUAGGCACCAAAAUCCUCCUGAAAUAAUGGCUAAAUUAUUUUUUAGAAUGGUGCAGGCACUUUAUACAAGUAAUCUGAACCACACUGUCCUUCUUUUGCAAAUGGGAAAAUUGAGGCAUAAAGAGAAGUAAGUUCCCUGGAAUGACCCGGCAGGUCGGUAUAGUUCAGAGUAAAUCAUCUUGAGUUCCUGUACAGUCCUCUAGUCAAUUUGCCAUACUGCCUCCUCCAGGGAGGAAAAAUCAAAUGGAAAAGUGCUUGAUACUCAUCACAAGUAAUGACUGAUUUCAUGAUGGUAUCUUGGAAGAGUCCGAAAGUCUAAAGCCCUGAAAUCACAUUUCCAAGCUUGCCAGCAUGGUUAUCAAACACUUUUUCUCCAGAAUCUUACUGCUCUUAAGCUGCUUUUUUUGCUGAAGAUCAGCUAUUUUUCUGAAGACUUGAUAUCUUUCAACUUGUUGUUUUCAUGUCCUGUGUCACAGCCACCUCAGUUCUAAUCAAGAACUAGAAGAAAUGGCCUUUGGCUCCUUAUUGGGCCAGACUGGUCGCUGCUAAGUAGCACAGGGCCUUUUUUUCUCCUGCACCCUAAACUAAAUCCCAACCUGCUUUCUCUGGCAAGAGAUCCAUCAAAAUUAGUAUAGAGGAGUAAAGUCUUUCAGAUGGACUGUAGUUUAGUAUUCUAUAUCUCACUGCUAAUCUGAUUUUUUCCAUGUUUUUUUCUAUGAAAACUUAUCCUCUAGGUUCUCAGAAAAAUAUCUGAUUUAGUUUUAUUUAACUAAAAUUAAAUAUGCAUUGCUCAAACUGACAUUUUAAAAAAGUCAGGUAUAUUAUACACACACACACACACAUAUACACAUAUAUAUAUAUAAAAGAAAAACACAAAAAAGAAGGCAUUUUAACUAAGUAACAUAAAGAUCAUGGCUGUCCCUGAACUUAAUGCUUUCCUGAAUCAUACUGAAUGCUUUUGGCCAGAGUCUUAGCUUCAGCGCAUUUCUGCUGGUUAGUUUUAGUAUUUUCUCAUUAUGAGAAGAUGCAUUACUUUGUAAUGCAAUAGUGUCCAAUUUAGUGGUUAUUUAGACAUGGAGUUACUUAUAAUAUAUGCAGUACAUUGGUUUGGCUGUUCGUCUUUCAUGACACUGACAUAUAGAUUUUUAACGUAAAUAGCUUUUGGUUAUCUCAUCAAAUGCUGACUUCCUUAUGCUCCAAAGAGGAUUUUCCCCCACUCCUUUCUUUUAAUGUCAUGUACGUGCUUCUGUAUCACAAACUAAAAUGGUUAAGCUAACUUAAUGCUUUGUACACAGAAAUAUUGUGCUAGUCUUAGCAUUAAUUAGCCUAUCUUUGUGAACAAAAUGUAUUGUUUUUUGGUUUUUUUUGUUGUUUUUUUUUCUUCAGAGCUGGGUGGGCUAUCAGUGACCAUACUUACUGGCAGUGUACUUCUGGUCAUUGUAACUGGUUGGGCUGAUCUUGACUUCUAGAUUCUGUAUUGUGGGGAAUAGACAGUGAUGAAUGUAUUUCUAGCAGUUUCCCAUGAAUGAAUCUAAAUUUGAGCUGUACUGGUUCUGAAAAUGAAAGUUAUUUAUUUUAAGAAAUACAAUCCAGAUGGUGUUGCUUUUUACAGCAUAAUAAAUGGGAAUACAAAGAA